Molecule: messenger RNA, 1789 nt
Organism: Indicator indicator
Lineage: Eukaryota; Metazoa; Chordata; Aves; Piciformes; Indicatoridae
Gene: SMIM15
Product: small integral membrane protein 15
Exons: 3
Coding region: 123-347 (74 amino acids)
Source: RefSeq, a predicted model, not a curated record
CCCUCCAGCGCAGCGGGAUCUCGGUGACGCCUUUCCGUCGCUCGACAGGCCCGAAGGGUGCCCGAGGCGGCGCAGGGUCCCCUCCCCAGCAGCAGGGUGUUCCUGUGAGACAAACAGAAAAAAUGAUUGAUAUUAAGGCUUGGGCUGAAUACAUUGUGGAGUGGGCUGCAAAGGACCCAUAUGGCUUUCUAACUACAGUGAUUUUGGCCCUUACACCAUUGUUCAUAAUAAGUGCAGCACUUUCAUGGAAGCUUGCAAGAAUGGUUGAGGCCAGAGAACGAGAGCAGAAGAAGAAACAAAAACGCCAAGAGAAUAUUGCAAAAGCCAAACGAACAAAGAAGGAUUAAAUGCAGGGUGGGGGGAGAGAAGACCUUCCUUGUGCAACGAAUCCACCUUAAUACAAAACACUUGUACGUUUUGCUGUAACUGUUCUCUGAUACUUGAUCCUUUUAUUUCUUAAAUAUGAAAUUUAAUUUCUUCAGCAUAUUUUUUUCUGCUGAGAUGAUUUGUGUUAAACUUUGCCCAAGCGACUCCUGUUACAAACAUUUAAUCUACUACUUGUGUUCCAGUGCAGGUUACUUUUCUAAAUUUGCACAGGUGGCUCUGGGGAUAGAUUAUUUUUUUCUUUGAGCUAUGAUUUAACAGGAAUCUUAAAAAUUGAGAUUAUGGUGGAAACGUGAAUUUCAAACUGGAUUAGAGAAAGGCAAUUUUUUGUAUACUUUCAACAAAGAUGCAGAAAUCAGCCAGCUUCAGUUACUGAUUUCCUUUAAGGGCACGGCCUGUGGUGCUGCUGUCAGUUCAGCUGUGUGCCCAUGGGGGGCUGCUGUAGCCUCUUUGAUGAUGGGGCUUUGUCUGGAAAAAGAACCUAGGUUAGCUUUUCCUCUUUCCUGAACUAGCAGCCAUCACGUCUUUUAAUUCAACCAAAACUCUAGGAAGCUGAAUGCUUGUUCUUGGUACCUUCAUAUAUCUUAAUCCCCAUGUGUUCUACAAAAUACACUACUGUAUUUGGUUUUCCUAAUGAUCACCUGAAUGUUCCACCUGUAACUAAUUUGUUUCUCCCUUUAGAAACUUUUCUGUGUUGUGAACAGCCGUAAAUGGGGUGAGACCAAAGGCCCAGGUGGCCUAGUGUCCUGGCAAACUGUAGCAGGUGGCUGUAGGAGAUUAUAGGAGGAGGAUGCACAUGCUGGUGCCAGGUUCUUCCUAUCUUUGCCUACCUUUGUUUUGGACCUUCUGAGUUUAGGCAAGAUCUUUGUUCUUCUGGCCCUUGAAACUCUGCUUCUUUCCAGGUUGCAAAAUUGUAGCAUACUGGAAAAAGUGGGGUUUGUGCUGUAAAUAUGGCAAAAUUACUUAAUUCCAAUUAAUGUUUUUUCUAACUAGUGAUUAAUUUCUCAAAGCCUAAUUUUUAUUAGUAGGAUAGUUCUAAAGAGCUUGUGGCAUUAGUUAAGGUUUUCAGACUUGACAUAGUUGUAAGCAUCAACAGAGCUUUGCUUUGUAGCAACUAGUCCUGUUUAAAAAUAAAACCUUGAAACACCAUUGUUCAAAUGAGAAGACCUAUAGAACUAGUUGCUAGAUGAGAAGUCGAGUCUUAAGUGAAAUAACUGAAAGUAAAUGUUGAUGCCCUUUCAAAUCUGUUGGUCAAAACAAGCAUUAUUAGAAUAUGACAUUUUGGCAUUUUGUUACUAUAUGGGGAUAAAUCUUCACAUUUUGUAUCCAGUAUUGUGAAAUGUGUAUGUGUUCCACCUUAGAUACCUGUGUAGCAUAAAGCACAUGGAGGAAAACUGGUGAAGGA